This is a messenger RNA of Oncorhynchus mykiss (rainbow trout), 6829 nucleotides long. RefSeq names its product divergent protein kinase domain 2A. The record is from RefSeq and is a predicted model, not a curated record. NCBI's taxonomy places the organism in Eukaryota, Metazoa, Chordata, Actinopteri, Salmoniformes, Salmonidae.
AAGUCCGAGCGGAAUCUAUUGUGGAGAUGUUGGAGACAGAGAGACAGAGGAGACAGAGACAUAUUGUUCUUCUACGGAGCUACACGCCGAAACCGGUAGAAAAAUGGAUACUAAAAACACGACAUUUCACUAACUGCAACUAUUACAUUUGGUGAAAUCCGAAAGAUCCUGUUAGACGAAUGGGUUUAUUAUUAAGAGCCGACAUCACAACUGUUACUUUCACUAGCUAGCAGGCUAGCAGACUAGCUCCAAUGGCUGCAUGCUUGGAAUGGAUAGCUCGUUGAAACUAUUCUCUAGUAAGGAUUUAUAUUGUCAAUGGAAUAAACAUCAUCAUCUCGUCGUCGUCGGUAAUAUAAAGUAACGAUCUCCGUAGAGUGAUUGUCUCGACUGAACGGUACCGUUCACACACCGCGGACACAACAAGAAACAAGAAGAAAGUCACAUACAGGCUCACCGGUCGAGGCUCAAGGUUCAACAGACACAGACGGGGAGAACAUGACUCACAGACCUGUGCCAGAUCUUGGCAUGGGGCCAGUGUGCCAGCCUCACCCCUACCAGGCCCUCUGAUGCCCCAGUGAAACAUGACCGAGAGGCUGUGAGGCUAGGAUAGCCACCCCGUCCCAACAAUACUCUCAACAGUUCCCCUAAACUCUCCAUCCUGCCCCACCAUGCUGCGUUUCCUGCCUCUGAAGCUGGGUCGUCUCUACCGUUGUCUGAAGCUUCUGCUGGUGGUGGGUCUGUUUGUUAUCCUCCUGAUGAACACCCACAACCUGUUCGCCUCCUUCCAGAAGAACGAGCUGACGGACCGCCGGUUCAUCAACCUCAACAAGUGCCCCGCCUGCUUCGGCACCAGCUGGUGCAGGAAGUUCAUGAACGGCCAGGUGUCUUUCGAGACCUGGGGACGCCUGCGCUUCCUGGAUGUCUUCAACGUCAAGAACGUGUACUUCGCCCAGUAUGGAGAGCCGCGCGAGGGGACGAGGCGCGUGGUGCUCAAACGCCUGGGAUCCAAUCAGGAGCUGGCGGACAUCGACCAGAAGAUCUGUAAGAGAGCUACUGGCCGCCCGCGCUGCGACCUCAUCCAGGCCAUGUACAAGACGGAGUUCGCCAGGCUGAACGGGGACGUGAGGCUGCUGACCCCUGAGGUGGUAGAGGGCUGGUCUGACCUGGUGCACUGCCCCUCCCAGAGGCUGCUGGACAGGGUGGUGCGACGUUAUGCCGAAACCAAAGACUCUGGCAGCUUCCUGCUGAAGAACCUGAAGGACACCGAGAGGAUGCAGUUACUGAUGACCCUGGCCUUCAACCCUGAGCCCCUCCUACUACAGAGUUUCCCGUCAGACGAGGGCUGGCCGUUCGCCAAGUACCUGGGAGCGUGUGGUCGCGUGGUGGCGGUGAACUACGUCGGCGAGGAGCUGUGGUCUUUCUACAACGCUCCGUGGGACAAGAGGGUCGACCUGGCCCGACAGCUGAUGGACAUCGCUGAGCAGCUCACCAACAACGACUUUGAGUUCGCCCUCUACCUGCUGGACGUGAGCUUCGAUAACUUCGCCGUGGGGCCGCGGGACGGAAAGGUCAUCGUGGUGGACGGUGAGAACGUCCUGGUGGCCGACAAGAGACUUAUCAAACAAAAUAAACCAGAGAACUAUGACGUGUGGUACGAGAGUCGCUUCGAGGACUGUGACAAGGAAGCCUGCCUGUCCUUCUCCAAGGAGUCUCUGUGUAACCGCGUCACCGUGGACCACAACUACUACGCUGUGUGUCAGAACCUGCUGUCGCGUUACGCCACGUGGCGAGGGACCACCGGCGGCCUGCUCCACGACCCCCCCGCCCACAUAGCCAAAGACGGCCAGCUGGAAGCGCUGUUGGACGAGUGUACCAACCCUAAAAAACGCUAUGGACGCUUCACGGCCGCCAAGGAGCUGAGAGACUACCUCACCCAGCUAGUGGCCUCCGCCUCGGCGAGGUAAUGACCAGAGCUGGCGGUUAGCGGUGGCCGGCAUCUCAGCCGCACGGUGGUUCGGGGUUAGGUGAGGGUUUGAUCUCCCCCUCUGACCUUGUCCCCGGGAACUUGACCACGACCUUUGAACCUUGACACUCCUCCUCGUCUCACUUCAAGCCCAGGAGAUCGCCACCCCGCUGGUCACAUGGCAGCAGCUUUGAUCGGUCCUCUCGUCUCCUGGUGUCAACCAACCAGUGCAGCUUCAGAGGAGAUGUUUAAAACGGAACUGACUGUGGUAGCUGGUUGGAGCUGAAGGACCAGGAGGAAGAGGAUCAGCGAAUAAGGAGAGCUUUAACCCGUGGUUAGGCUAACAUAGACUGUACAUGACUUCUCUCCUCCGCCCAGACCCUCUCUGUUUAUCCAUCAGGACUCUUGUGUUUGCUAUCAUUUUAUCUUAACCAUUCUUUCUUUCUGAAAACGUCCCUGUUGUCCUUUUUGGUUUGGGGUUGAACGAAUCAGAACAGGAGCAUGUUGACAUUUCUGCUGUGGUGUGUAUGUUCUGUUCAGGAGGACGGUCACUAGCUCAUCUCUGCUAUUGUCCCACACGGAGAUCUGAGCACAGCACCGCAGGUUAACAGAGGAAGACAAAGCCUUGGCUAUAAAAGUCUUUACUUCCUGCUAGUCUAAUUGAUCACUUGAUUUCCAGUUCACCUGAAGUCAGGCAAUCAACAUUUUUAUAUAGGGAGGGAGGAACAGGAUAGUGAUGCCAAUGAGGACUGUGGUGGUGCAGAAUCUGGUAUUAGAUGUUGUGUGUGUUUACCAAAGAGGCUAUAUGAAACACUGAACUACCCCCCAGUACCAUGACACAACGCUGUUCUGAUCCUGUAUGACUGCCCAGAGGAACCUUCCCUCCAUCUGUCUGGCAACACAAUCUGCAUAGGAACGAUUGUAUGAAUCCAACUUAAGCCCAGGGUCAGAGUUAACCAAGCUCCCUUCUCUGUGUUAAAUCAGAGCUAAGCCCAGGGUCAGAGUUAACCAAGCUCCCUUCUCUGUGUUAAAUCAGAGCUAAGCCCAGGGUCAGAGUUAACCAAGCUCCCUUCUCUGUGUUAAAUCAGAACCAAGCUCCCUUCUCUGUGUUGAAUCAGAACCAAGCUCCCUUCUCUGUGUUAAAUCAGAGCUAAGCCCAGGGUCAGAGUUAACCAAGCUCCCUUCUCUGUGUUGAAUCAGAACUAAGCCCAGGGGCAGAGUUAACCAAGCUCCCUUCUCUGUAUUGAAUCAGAACUAGGCCCAGGGUCAGAGUUAACCAAGCUCCCUUCUCUGUAUUGAAUCAGAACUAGGCCCAGGGUCAGAGUUAACCAAGCUCCCUUCUCUGUGUUGAAUCAGAACCAAGCCCAGGGUCAGAGUUAACCAAGCUCCCUUCUCUGUGUUAAAUCAGAACCAAGCUCCCUUCUCUGUGUUGAAUCAGAACCAAGCUCCCUUCUCUGUGUUAAAUCAGAGCUAAGCCCAGGGUCAGAGUUAACCAAGCUCACUUCUUUGUGUUAAAUCAGAACUAAGCCCAGGGUCAGAGUUAACCAAGCUCCCUUCUCUGUGUUAAAUCAGAGCUAAGCCCAGGGUCAGAGUUAACCAAGCUCCCUUCUCUGUGUUAAAUCAGAGCUAAGCCUAGGGUCAGAGUUAACCAAGCUCCCUUCUCUGUGUUGAAUCAGAGCUAAGCCCAGGGUCAGAGUUAACCAAGCUCCCUUCUCUGUGUUGAAUCAGUGAUUACUUCAAGAGAUAAUUAAAGGAAGGGUGGAUGCAUUUUCAAACAGACCCUAAGAAUUGGGCCACAGUGUGAAUAUCGCAUUGCCAUUGCAGUGGAAUGCAGUACCCACAGAGUCUGUAAUUGAUAAAUGAUUCCAUGUCUGACUGUUUGAAAAAGGAAUCUGUCUUGUUCUGUGCGUUUUAUCUACUUCCUCAACAACCCAGAUUUGGCUCCUCACAUGUCGUAAUUUCACAGAGUUUUGUGUUCAUUAUUAAACGUUGCCUCCUCACUGCUCAGCUUCACUUUGAGCCAUACAGCUUUAAAUGGCCUGUAUGUUUUAUCUCCAACAAAUUAGCACAUUUGGGUUGAUUUUGCACUUGGUGGACCAAUAAAUUAAAGCCCAAGUAAUCAUAAUGCACUGUAUGUUCAUUUGAAUAGUGAGAAGUUUGUUGUAGCUCAGCGUCCUUUUGUCUCGGAGCUAGGGAACAGAAAAACAACGUCCUUUCUUCUCGGAGCUAGGGAACAGAAAAACAACGUCCUUUCUUCUCAGAGCUAGGGAACAGAAAAACAACGUCCUUUCUUCUCAGAGCUAGGGAACAGAAAAACAACGUCCUUUCUUCUCAGAGCUAGGGAACAGAAAAACAACGUCCUUUCUUCUCAGAGCUAGGGAACAGAAAAACAACGUCCUUUCUUCUCGGAGCUAGGGAACAGAAAAACAACGUCCUUUCUUCUCAGAGCUAGGGAACAGAAAAACAACGUCCUUUCUUCUCAGAGCUAGGGAACAGAAAAACAACGUCCUUUCUUCUCAGAGCUAGGGAACAGAAAAACAACGUCCUUUCCUCUGAGCUAGGGAACAGAAAAACAACGUCCUUUCUUCUCAGAGCUAGGGAAUAGAAAAACAACGUCCUUUCUUCUCAGAGCUAGGGAAUAGAAAAACAACGUCCUUUCUUCUCAGAGCUAGGGAACAGAAAAACAACGUCCUUUCUUCUCAGAGCUAGGGAACAGAAAAACAACGUCCUUUCUUCUCAGAGCUAGGGAACAGAAAAACAACGUCCUUUCUUCUCAGAGCUAGGGAACAGAAAAACAACGUCCUUUCUUCUCAGAGCUAGGGAACAGAAAAACAACGUCCUUUCUUCUCAGAGCUAGGGAACAGAAAAACAACGUCCUUUCUUCUCAGAGCUAGGGAACAGAAAAACAACGUCCUUUCCUCUGAGCUAGGGAACAGAAAAACAACGUCCUUUCUUCUCAGAGCUAGGGAACAGAAAAACAACGUCCUUUCUUCUCGGAGCUAGGGAACAGAGAAACAACGUCCUUUCUUCUCAGAGCUAGGGAACAGAAAAACAACGUCCUUUCUUCUCAGAGUUAGGGAACAGAAAAACAACGUCCUUUCCUCUGAGCUAGGGAACAGAAAAACAACGUCCUUUCUUCUCAGAGCUAGGGAACAGAAAAACAACGUCCUUUCUUCUCAGAGCUAGGGAAUAGAAAAACAACGUCCUUUCUUCUCGGAGCUAGGGAACAGAAAAACAACGUCCUUUCUUCUCAGAGCUAGGGAACAGAAAAACAACGUCCUUUCUUCUCAGAGCUAGGGAACAGAAAAACAACGUCCUUUCUUCUCAGAGUUAGGGAACAGAAAAACAACGUCCUUUCUUCUCGGAGCUAGGGAACAGAAAAACAACGUCCUUUCUUCUCAGAGCUAGGGAACAGAAAAACAACGUCCUUUCUUCUCGGAGCUAGGGAACAGAAAAACAACGUCCUUUCUUCUCAGAGCUAGGGAACAGAAAAACAACGUCCUUUCCUCUGAGCUAGGGAACAGAAAAACAACGUCCUUUCUUCUCAGAGCUAGGGAACAGAGAAACAACGUCCUUUCUUCUCAGAGCUAGGGAACAGAAAAACAACGUCCUUUCUUCUCAGAGUUAGGGAACAGAAAAACAACGUCCUUUCUUCUCGGAGCUAGGGAACAGAAAAACAACGUCCUUUCUUCUCAGAGCUAGGGAACAGAAAAACAACGUCCUUUCCUCUGAGCUAGGGAACAGAAAAACAACGUCCUUUCUUCUCAGAGCUAGGGAACAGAAAAACAACGUCCUUUCUUCUCAGAGCUAGGGAACAGAAAAUCAACGUCCUUUCUUCUCAGAGCUAGGGAACAGAAAAACAACGUCCUUUCUUCUCAGAGCUAGGGAACAGAAAAACAACGUCCUUUCUUCUCAGAGCUAGGGAACAGAAAAACAACGUCCUUUCUUCUCAGAGCUAGGGAACAGAAUAACAACGUCCUUUCUUCUCAGAGCUAGGGAACAGAAAAACAACGUCCUUUCUUCUCAGAGCUAGGGAACAGAAAAUCAAUAUCCAACAGUCAGUGCUGUACACUACAUUCUAUAUAGACAGUGGCACCCUAUUCGCUAUAUAGUGCACAACUUUUGACCAAAGCCCUCUGGCUCUAAAUAGGGAAUAGGGUGCCAUUUGAGAGGUCUAUAAACACAAUCAGAUAGUAAUUUACAGUCAAUACAAUCUACCAUACAGUACAUGUACGAUUCCCUAUAAAGUGCACUACUUUUGUAGCCUAGCUAAACCAGCCUGAUUCCCUAUAUAGAGCACUACUUUAUUAGUAAAAAUUCCCUCUGUAUAGGGAAUCAGGCUGGUUUAGCUAGGCUACUAAAGGAGUACUCUAUAUAGGGAAUCAGGCUGGUUUAGCUAGGCUACUAAAGGAGUGCUCUGUAUAGGGAAUCAGGCUGGUUUAGCUAGGCUACUAAAGGAGUGCUCUGUAUAGGGAAUCAGGCUGGUUUAGCUAGGCUACUAAAGGAGUGCUCUGUAUAGGGAAUCAGGCUGGUUUAGCUAGGCUACUAAAGGAGUGCUCUGUAUAGGGAAUCAGGCUGGUUUAGCUAGGCUACUAAAGAAGUGCACUAUAUAGGGAAUAGGCUGCCAUUUGGGACACACAUUGUUUUGGAAUGUUUCCCUGGCCUGGAGGAUUGUGAUUGGUUCGUUCUGUUGUUGGAGGAGGGAUUUGUAUGUGCGUAAAUAACUGUCCGCUUUUGUACUGUAAUUUUUCAUUUGAGUAUUUUAUAUCAGCAGUGUCUGAUUUUACUGUGCCUUUCAUUCAAAGGUUGUAUUUACAACUUUUUAGUGGGUUUAAAUAUUAAAAUAUAUGAAUAUAUAUAUAUAUA